Messenger RNA from Rana temporaria (common frog), 2149 nucleotides. RefSeq names its product claudin 11 (gene CLDN11). The record is from RefSeq and is a predicted model, not a curated record. The transcript has 3 exons. Gene Ontology annotation, molecular function: structural molecule activity. Bases 113 to 739 code for a protein of 208 amino acids. Gene Ontology annotation, cellular component: plasma membrane; bicellular tight junction. Gene Ontology annotation, biological process: cell adhesion; bicellular tight junction assembly. NCBI's taxonomy places the organism in Eukaryota, Metazoa, Chordata, Amphibia, Anura, Ranidae.
UGCGCUGAGUGUAGAGUGGGCAUCAUCCAGUAGCAGUGACCGACCGGAGCUUCUCAUCACUCCGAUCCUCCUCUCCACUCCGGUCUGCGAGCUCCGGGGAACCGCACAGAACAUGGCCGGCACUUGUCUGCAGUUUUUUGGCUUCAUCACAAGUUUUGUCGGCUGGAUCGGGGUUCUGAUCGCCACUUCCACCAAUGACUGGGUACUGACCUGUGACUACAGCAUCAACACCUGCAGAAAGCUGGAUGAGCUGGGCUCCAGGGGGCUCUGGGCGGACUGUGUCAUCGCCAUAGGGCUCUACCACUGCAAACCCCUGGCCGACAUACUCACCCUGCCCGCCCAUAUCCAAGCAGCUCGUGCCCUGAUGAUAACGGCCUCUUUCCUGGGGCUUCCAGGUGUCUUCCUGCUUCUAUCUUCCAUGCCCUGCAUCCGAAUGGGCCAUGACCCUGGAACAGAGAAACACAAGCGAUUUCUGUUGGGUGGAGUGCUUAUCGUCAUUUUGGCACUGAGUGCAAUCAUGGCCACCAUAUGGUACCCAGUGUCCACUCAUAAAGAAACCACCAUUGUGACUUUCGGAUACUCCCUGUAUGCUGGUUGGAUUGGAGCAGCAUUUUGUUUGUUUGGUGGGAUCGUUAUUGUCUGCUGUACAGGAGAGUCUCAAGCCUUCAUGGAAAACCGUUUCUAUUAUUCAUCCCAAGGGUCUGGUUCCCCAACCCACGCCAAGAGUGCCAAUGUGUAAAAAUGAAGUAGUCAGACAAAUCUGACUCCCGUGAGCUGUCAGUAUGACAUUGUUUAUGGACAAUAAUAACAAAUGUGCCUUUAUUUGCAGUAUACGUGCCAUAAAAUGGUGAUUGAGUAUUAUUUUCUUAAUGGAAACCUGCAUUAUAACCAUUGUCAGUAUUACAUGGUAGAUUUCAUGAUACAUGGAUGAGAGCAUCCAAGUCAUCCAAAGCUGGAGGCUGUCAUUACCCACAUUCUGGAAGCAGUGCUAAUGAAACAGAACAAUAUAUCACAGUGAGGUGCUCCACCCAGAAUUAGACCCACACCCAGAAUUUGGUGAGUUGCAGUCUUCAGUGGUGGAUGGAAAUCUCAGUGAUGCCAGGUAAUAGGUGUCCUUAAAUGCAUGGAAGUCCACCUUCUUCACCUCUUUGGCAACUAUUGUAAAUCAACAAAAAUAAACCUAAUUAAAAUGUUAAGUUAUUAAAUGACACUAGAAUUAAAUAAUAUGUACUACCUACAAUGCACUGAAAAUGUUCAAGCUGUUUUUCAUUUGUGUUUACUGCUGUUCACCAUUGACUGCACAGUGCUUGAGGAGAGACAACAUUUCAUCUGUCUAGAUUUCCUCAAUGUGCUAAGCAACAGUUGAACAUUACUCAGCGGGUUUCAUUAUGUAACCAUAUGGGCGUAAGACAUUGAAUAAAUACUUUUCAUGACGUCAGUUAUAAUAUUGUGCAGCCUUACAGUAUCACAAUUGCUAGAAUGGUGAAAAAGGGAGGGUUUGUGCAUACUUAUUUCUCAACUUUAUUGGUGCUUACUAUUGGAUGCUCUUGGUAUUCCAAUAACUAUAUUUUUUGUACUUCUUAUAUAUCACCAUGACAUCCAGUUUUCUACUGCUGUUAUACUUUGAAUUAAUAAAAAUUCCAUAAUGUGUUCUUUUUCUCACUUUUUAUACAGUACUAGUAUUUAAAACAACAUUUUGUAAGAUUGUAUUAGUAUAUUUUGUUUAAAUUAUUCAAGAAAUACACAUACUUUAAUAACCGUCUUACAAGUUAAUUAAUCAGUAAAUAUUUAAAGUAAAACAAUUUCUAACGUGUAUGCAUAAUGGUCCUCCGUGUUUUAUAGUGCAUAGUGUAUGAGCAAUUCAUACUGAAAACUUUGUAGGCACCGUUUUCUCUUGUGGUUUGCUGAUGGGAUGCUAGACUGAAAUACAAGAUCAUAUAGAAAUAGGCAUUCCUUUUGCAGCCAGCUGUCCAUAUAAAAUUCUGUCUGUCUAUCACAUCAGAGAACUAUAGGAGCUGCUUGAUAGCCUAUUGCAGAUGCUAGGAGGUAUUGUAUGUAUGCAGCCUUAGUGAUCUUGGCAUUAUGCAUUGUGAAAACUGUAAGUCAAGGAAAAUGUUGCUGUAAUAAAUGAUUUUUCAAGUAAACAUAA